This is a messenger RNA of Cataglyphis hispanica, 1798 nucleotides long. RefSeq lists its product as uncharacterized. The record is from RefSeq and is a predicted model, not a curated record. Lineage: Eukaryota; Metazoa; Arthropoda; Insecta; Hymenoptera; Formicidae. The transcript has 5 exons. The coding region runs from base 107 to 1726 and encodes 539 amino acids.
CAACACUCGCAUUAUCCUUCAUCUCGCGCUCGUCUCUCGAGCGGCACUUCACGCGGUUGGCGAGAAUAUUUUUGUCUCUUGGCGAAAUAAUUUGCAGUGAAAUAUCAUGAAAAAAGCCGGGCCCGGAGUUCUGCAGGUCGAGAUAAACACCAACGAGGAAUGGCAACAGUUAUUGAGUCGCACGGGUCUGAUCGUCGUGGACGUAUACUCGGAUUGGAGCGGACCAUGCGCGGCCAUGGUAAGUACCCUGAAGAAAAUCAAGUUCGAGGUAGGCAACGCGGUGGAUUACGCGAUCGCGCGAAACGAUGACAUCGACGACUUGGUGAGGUUUCACGGUCGAAGCGAGCCCACUUGGAUGUUCCUGCAGGACGGUAAGAUGUCGAACCUGAUGUUCGGCGCUCAUUGUCCGCGUCUGCGGAACCUGUUGAUAGAGGAGAUAAAAAGAGUUCAGCAUUUGGAGACACCAAAGUGGCGACUGAGCGUGUGCGAACGGGCCCCCGAGGAGGAGAUUCGAUGGCAGGAGAAGGAAGCUAUCAGGCGAGCGCUGGAGGAGAAGAAACAGGCGAAAGAAGAGGCCGAGAGGCUGGAAAGAUACGAGCGAUUUAUGUCGUACAUGGCGAUCGAGCUAUGCGAGAAAACGGUGCUGGUGUUUUAUCCGUGGGUGUUCAAGGACGAGCGCGGCAGGCCGCGAGACAAGUUGCAGAGUCCGCCGUAUUCGGAGCUCGUGCAGGAUCUCUUCAGACAGUGCUUCGACGUGCAAGAGGAGCUGCGUGUCCAGCUGAACGAGGACAUGAUCGAGAAGAUGUUUGUCGAGAGCGACGUCGACAUCACCGAGGAAUUGAUAAAAGGACUGACCGAUGGAAAAUGUAUGGCGCUCAGGCUGAAAGGCAAACCGCCGCAUCCGGAUUGGCCGGUGCCGUAUCCAUACGAAAAUACGGAACGCAAUGCGAUGAAAUGCCCGUCUCGAAUGAUCGACGACAUCGAGAAUUAUCUCAUCAGCAUCAUCACGACGCAGCCGCCUCCGCUUGUACAAACUGGAGUCGGCGGUGUGCCUCUGCCUAGACCGACGUAUGACAAUGUGCCUUACGUCGAGAGACACAUAUACGUGCACGAACCGGACCCGGAAAUUGAGGAUGACAUACCGCGCGUGCAUCCCGCCGUUUGGGUACCUCCUCAAGCUAGAAGCAAAAUUCACGCCUUCAAGACUCUGUUUCCGGGUCAUCUGGAAAAGGUUCAUCCUUAUGAGGAGCCGAUACCUCCUCCACCAUUGUGUGCCUUCAAAUUCGAAGCGUCGAAAUUCAAUGUCGUAAGAGAUGCGUACGAAACGUACGGCGCCGCUGUUGAACAAUUUGGCGCCUUCGAGUUCGAUCAACCGCCUUAUGCGAGACGCCUCACGUCCUCGCCCGAAGAUUUCGAGAACAAGGUGAAGUACAAAACUGGCAACGAGGUGUUCGUGGUGAUAAUUCGAAGGAUCAACGAAGAAGCUUUCCUAGCCUUUGCCAGUAUCGAGCCGUACUUCGUGACAGAGGUUGACGAGGAAGCAGAAGGAAUGUUAACGGAAUAUUUCCCCGAGGGAGUUGAGGAUAUGAUACUAUUAGCGCCGGCCGAGGAAGAAGUAGAAGAAGAAGAAGAAGAAGAAGAAGAAGAAGAAGACGAAGAAGAAGAAGAGGAAGAUUAUGAAGAAGAAGAAGAAUUUGGGGAAUUUGGAGAAAAUAACAUAUUUUAAUGAUAUAAAAGGAUCUAGUUAUUUAUUCCUAUAAUCAAAAAAAUAGAUUCCGCGGAAAUAUAUUAUAUAUAU